Aphis gossypii (cotton aphid) is the source of this 924-nucleotide messenger RNA. RefSeq lists its product as uncharacterized. The record is from RefSeq and is a predicted model, not a curated record. Gene Ontology annotation, biological process: sensory perception of taste. Gene Ontology annotation, cellular component: membrane. The transcript has 4 exons. The coding region runs from base 24 to 884 and encodes 286 amino acids. Lineage: Eukaryota; Metazoa; Arthropoda; Insecta; Hemiptera; Aphididae.
UCGAAUUUACAUCGUUAAUAAUUAUGGGCUGUUAUGAAUUGGCAGUUAUUGCACCAUUCAUAUCGAUUUUAUGGCGUGUAUUUUUCGAUAAUCAAUUAUCUAUAAUAUUGUAUACGCUUGAAAAAAUUCAUAAAAAAAUGAUUCGGUUGAAUUUGGUUGGUUCGAUCAAAACAAAAAUAAAUUGGUAUUUGAUUGUUGGAAUUAUUGUAAAUAUUAUAGCAAAUAUUAUAACUCCGUUAUUAUUUCGAAUACCAGCUUCUUCUGCCAAAUCUAUAAAAAUAUUACAUAUGGUAAUUUUUAUAAAUGCUUGUGCAUUUUUUGAAUACAUACUACUAAUAUUAUACAUACUGCAGAUGCAGUACAUGAUAAAUGAUAACAUUUUGGAAAGAAAAUCAUGCUUAAGUACAUUAAAAGAUAUGUAUUUGGAAAUUAUAGAAUGCUUAAAUCAUGUCAAUAGAUCGAUUUAUGGUAUGCCGGUCAUUGUUGGAUUUAUUGCAGGAACAAUUGGUGAAAUCAUUUUAUUGUUAUACAACAGUUUAUUAUUCCCUGAAGAUUCUAAAAACGACAUUUAUCAUAUUGUACUUGCUUCUAUAGAAUUAUUAGUAAAAAUAGCCAAUCUUAUUGUAUUAUAUGGAAUCGGUCAUUUCACGGAACAAAAGAUUAAUCGAAUAAGUUUAGUCUUAUAUCAAUUGUACGUAAUCGAAAGAAACCCCAGAAUAAAACGUCAGAUCAAGUUUUUUAUUUUACGAAGAUUGCACGAACACUAUCGUUUUGAGGUGUAUGGAAUAUGUCGGAUUACUUUAAGACAACUACUUAUUUUAUCAAACAAAGUAUUAUGUGCUUACUUAUUUAUUCAAAUUCAGUUCAAAUUAAAUAAAAAUUAAACAGAUUUUUUUCAAUCGUCAUAGAAUUAAUCUAUUGACA